AUGGCGACGAACCUACAAAAUGGAGCAAACGUCGACCCUGACCAACUUUUUACCAAGUAUACGAUCGCUGAAGUCAGGGAGAAACAAAUUCAGCUGAGCGCUGAUGCCGAGGCGAAGCAAGAGGAACUCCGUGUUAUGGUCGGGGAGCGCUAUCGCGAGUUAUUGCAAUCCUCGACUGUGAUAAUAUCCGUUGCGUCCUCUGCGAAGCGCGUUCACGAUGCCCUGGAUGAAAUAAAGGAUGCUAUCCAGUCACAGCAGCGUCCCCCCGUGCGGAAUCGUGUUUCGAACACUGCUAAACAGGAUUCGCAUCUACAUACUUUACAAGUUCUUUGUGCGCACAUAAAGUUAUUGCUGGACGCUCCAGAACAGCUAUGGCGGUUAAUAGAGAGGGAAAAAUAUUUCCAAGCUGCCUGGUUAUUCCUUUUGGCUCGUGUCGUCCAUCGUGCCUUGAUACGAGACGAUGCGCAGGAUGAGGAGAGUUGGCUUAAUCAGGGUGUGGAUGUCCUUGAGCAAUUCCCUUUGAUCCAAAGGCAAUGGGAGUCAGUGUCACAUUUCCGCACUCAGAUCAUACAUAGGGCAACGUUGUCUUUGAGGGCAACCGAGAAGUCAUACGAGGAUACCUGUGCCACGUUACUGACCCUUCACAUACUCGAGUCGCGACCAUUAACGGACACUCUGACCAUUUAUCUGUCUCAACGCACAAAAACUUUGAACGCCUUACUUUCUAAAGGUAGUGAGGUCCUCUGGGAAAUCUCGCGAACAACUGGAAUAUCAACACAUUUUCACACGAAAGACGAGGUGAAGCGCUCCGUACAGAGUCUUCUGGCUGUUAUCUCGGACACUCUCAACAUUUCUCGCAAGAUAUUUGCUGCCCCGUCCGCCAAGCCUUUAGCGACUCAGGUACUGGAAUAUAUACAAGAAGACUCACCUUCAACACCAGCCCAGACACUGCCUGUAGGAUUUCUCGUCAAUACGCAAACUAUUAUAGCAAUGCUUCCGUCUUCCACGUAUUUGUCUCUUCUACCCCCAAACAUCAAGUCGUACAAACCUUUUGUUGACCUGUCGUCGUCUUCGUCGAAUCUCUGUAUUGAAACCUUGGAGGAAAAGCUAGGCGAUUGGUUCACUUACUCAACUGCAAAUCUGCGGGAUGCAAUACAACGAGCGCUCUCGUCACUUCAUAGUGUCGUCGGAGCGUGGAGGGUCCGAUUGGCUUUGAAAAAGUGGAUUUCUCGAUGUGGAUUGAAUGAUGACGAACAGUCAGUUCUUAGUCGCUUUGUGGACGAGGCUGCGGGGGAACGCAUUAUGAGCAUAUGGAAAUCAGCUCUUGUGCAUGCAGAGGGAGCUUUCGUCGAGCAACUGAAAGUCAUACGACCCGAAGAAGUGGAAGGUACAGUGACGAGCUUAGCACUUAUGUAUUCCCCACUACCUGUUCUAGCCCACCCGCCCCCUGGAAGUGGACCCUCUUCUUUCGAAGCGUCAUUCCAGGCGCUCAGAGCUCAUUUGACAAGGCGGCUUCAAGGGCGGACACCCCGCCUCCAAGAGGUUCUGACUCUUUUGGAGGAUACUGCAGUUGCGGUACAGAGGGAUCUUUCCCGGAUCUCAGGCAAGGAGGAACCGAACCAGUUGAUUGACGAUCUAGUUGAAGCUUAUCGCCCAGAAGCGGAAAAUUUGUGCUCGAAGAUUGUCGACACCCUUACCGAGUCAAUUGACCGGCUCGUGAAAAACUUAGGUCCGUUACGUUUAGCCCAGUGUUUGGUUUUUCACGGUCGGCUGGCUCUCGAAUUGUCUACCAGUUCUUUCGCUUCGGGCAUUGGUUGUGGACAUGCUAGAGAAAGUGACUUUCGACAGGAAACCGCUGCGCUGUUCGCACGAGUUAUGGAACGCUGGAAGGACCACGCGGCUUCCAGCGAGAUCGCCAGAUAUACUGAAGGAACAAUCGCAUUGCAAUCUCGCCUCACAGGUACGGUGAUUGCGAGUGCAGGCCCAUCCCUCCUGAUGUUGGAAUGCCUUUACUCCCUUUCUUCUUCGUUACAUACCUUGGGCUUGGUCCAUCAUUCCCUACCCUUUAGCCGCGUGGCGUUCGAAACCUUAACCAAGUUUUCUGCUUCGUUUGUGGAUGCUGUCGACGACGGCUUAUUCUUGGACCAUCAUCAAGCGCUCUUCGACUUCUACUUCCUUCGUCGGGUGAUCUCGACAUGGGGGAGAGACUCGGAGGUAUUGCUCGACAAGGCUAUUGCUCAUGCAGAAGCAGAAGUAAGCACGCUUUCAAGUCUUCGCUCCCCGGAACAGUCGCAUCACGACCUUGAUCGCAGCGCUUCGGAGACGCUGGCACGGACUCAAAUGCUCAUAACAGCACUCCUCCCCGUCUCCUCUACGCAGCCUGCAAACGACAGCGGUGAUAAACUGGCCGCGUUGUUGUCGCACGGUGUGCCUAAUGUGGACGCAACAUUUAUCCCUGCUGUCAACCUUACCCAACCGUCCUCGCGGUUUCCGCUGUUGCUCAUUGACAGACGAUAG
This is a messenger RNA of Pisolithus orientalis, 2517 nucleotides long. RefSeq lists its product as uncharacterized. Bases 1 to 2517 code for a protein of 838 amino acids. Gene Ontology annotation, biological process: intra-Golgi vesicle-mediated transport. The transcript is spliced from 13 exons. NCBI's taxonomy places the organism in Eukaryota, Fungi, Basidiomycota, Agaricomycetes, Boletales, Pisolithaceae. The record is from RefSeq and is a predicted model, not a curated record. Gene Ontology annotation, cellular component: Golgi apparatus; COG complex.